AGUAAGAAUUUAGUUUUGUGAAAGACAAGUAAAUAUGAGGAAAUAUAUUCAACUUGCACUAGUUAUUGCUGCAGUUACAUCUAUUAUUUUAGUCAUUAUUUAUGAAAGAAAAUAUUCCAAAAUGAAAAUGGUCUUGGAAGUUUUAAAUUCAUUUGGAAAUAGAGAAGAAUUUUCAAAAUUAAAGCACCAUAAAACAACUGUCAGGCCAGAAAUUAGAAUUAAAGAGGAAGUUUCAUGGAUUCAUAUUGUAGAUUCUUUACAUUUAUAUUCAGCAUUUUGGGAACGUGAUAAAAAUACUUCAUCUGUUAUUAUAUUAGCAAUGAUUCCAGACAUGUCUACACAGUUAUCAGAUAUGGAAUGUUUUUUAUGGUAUGAUGAUUACCCUACACCAUUAUUAGGUACAGUGAAAUUAGAAGAGCAAUCUAAUAAAUACUCAGGAUUUUUUGUUAAAUGUAUACCUUCAAAUAUAAAUAAAGUGCCUUAUGGAGUGACAUUAUCAUUCAAAUCUGUAAAUUCAAGUCUCAUAAAUAUCUCAAGACAUACUGAAAAUGCAACAUUUGUAUUUUGUAUAGAACCUCUUUCCAGUGGCUUUCAAGAUGUCAUUUUGUUAACUGAAUAUUUGACAUUUCAUAACAACAUAAGAAAAAGUCAUUUCAUUAUUUAUGAUGAGGGAAUAUCUCCCAAAAGUAGGAAACUACUAGAAUAUGCAAAAAUCAAUAAAUACAAAGUUGAUAUUCUCAAGUGGAACUAUCCAGGAGGAGCAUUGGAUAAAGAUAUAUACCAUCUAGAUUGCUUUGCUAGAUCACUUCUUGUGUAUAAUACUAAUAAUGUGAUGAUUACAACUUUAAAUGAAUUCUUUGUGCCAAAGUAUCAAAACUUAACAAAAAUUUUAGAAAAUACAAUGCAAUAUAAAUUCAAUGUUUAUCAGUUCUGUACUGAAUACCCAGAUAUAGUAGCUGAAACAUUAAAAUUUCCAUUUCUAACUUUAAAGUAUACCAAACGAUUAGCAAAGAAUGUUUCUACUAAAACUUUAUAUAAAAAACCAGCUCUUUCUAUUUGGAGAAAAAACAAAAUAAAAAAUAAUGAUAGAGAAAUUUUAUAUUCUGAUCAAAUUGUAUUGCAUCAUUAUGAAAAGUGCUAUUUAGAACAUACUCAUAUUGUUCAUAAGCAUAUACAAGAUACUUCCAUGAUGUUAUAUAAGGAUGUACUCUUUACAUCACCAUUAUUUAAAUAUAUUGAAGGAAAAGAAAUGAGGAAGUGGCAGGCACUUUACGUGCUUUUUAUCCUUCCAUUAAUAGAUGCAGAUUUACAGGAUAUUGUUAAAAAGGAAUGUAGGCACAGUUCUGACUCAGAGAGCUUUUUACAACCUGGGCAUGUCUAUAAAUAUCGCUAUCAUUCAGUUGGCAAUGUAGAUUUUGCUGGAGUAAAUGAUAGAACUAGUGAGAUAGAACUUGAAUGCUCUGUAACAGUGAGUGCUGCUGUUAAUUGCCUCUAUAAUUUAGAGCUUUCUGGAUGCAAAACUUCAGCAGGAGGAGGACCAAAUGGAAAUCUUCAGUAUUGGGUAAAAGAUCGUGAUUUAUCCGAGUUAACUGAGUAUCCUGUAUUAUUUUCUUUGAAUAAUGGAAAAUUGGGAUCUAUAUUUGCUUUACCACAAGAUCCAAUAUAUUCAGUUAACAUCAAGAGAGGUAUCAUUUCUGGAUUUUCUCUUUCCAAAUCUUCUGCAGAUGGGAAAGAAAGAACUCAAAGAGAUGUUCACGGCAACUGUCCCAGGCAAACAAAUUCAAUUAGUGAUCAGAAAUACAGUUCACACAAAAUCAUAAACAGGUGUCAAUUCCCAAGCCGACCAAAUUGGAAACUGUCUCCAUUUUCACUUUUUUGGAAUACUAGUUUUGCUCAAGUUCUAAUUAGAUCCAGCGUUGAUUGUGAUUAUGAUGUUAAUUCAGGCCAAAUGAAAUUAGAAAAAGUCUCUUGCCAUGAAAAACACAUUCUUCUCCCACAUUCAUCUAAAAAUACUGAAGUUUCAGUGCAAGCCAAUAUAAAAUAUCAUCUUACAUUAGAAUCAGCAAAAUCAGCAUUAUUUAAACAGAGAUAUCAACUUAAUGAGAUGAGAGCUACUGGAAUAGAAAUGGAGUACGAAAAAAUUGAAGAACCAACAGCACAGCCUCCAGAUUUUCUACAAAAUGCACAAGAUAUUUUGUCAAAUUUAGUAUUAUUUAGUGAAGAGGAAGUACAAAUAAGAGCUGCAGGUCUUUUUGAUGAGCUUCUGUAUCUUGUGAGACAAUCAACAGAUUUAAUACCUUUCAUUGAUUCAGUGACUGCUUGUAAUUUUAUCAAAGGUGUACCAAAAUGCAAUAAAGUACAAAAACAAUUAGCACUGCAAUUUCUUAAAGAUGCCAUAUCACAAUGCAAUACAGGACCUUGCAUGAAAGGAUUUAGACAUCUAGUUGUUCGGGAUCAAAUACCUCGAAUGUAUUUGAAUUUAGUUCUUAUUUCAUUGACAAAUAUACCUAUUCCAAAUCCAACUUAUAUUGAAGAAAUUUUGGUAANCUUUGAUGAUUGCAAUGUAGAAGAUGUAACAUUCCCAUCGGAUUAUACAACAGCUGACAAAAAUGAAUAUCUUCUUACAGUUAUAAAGACAAUUGGAAAUAUUGGUGAUACUGCCAGAGUUGCUCAUAAUACAGUUGUUAAACAAUUAUAUUCUUGUGCAGCUGGUAAAGAAACAUCAUUAGAAGUAUCUGUGGCUGCUAUUAAAGCAAUGUACAGAAUGAAACCAAAUAAUUACAUCCACAAAAAACUUACUCAUUUAAUGAGAGAUACUACUCGUGCAGUAGGAGUUCGAUUAGCUGCUUAUGAUGUGUUAGUUAAUUUAUUUGAUGAUGAUGAUCUAGCAAAAGAAAUAGCACUUUUAUUAAGAGAAGAAAAAAGUAUACAAGUAAAGUGCUACAUUGCAUCAGAUGUCCAAAUGAUAGAACAAGAACAUGUUGGAUCAACUAAAACUGACACUUUUGCUGAUAAAUUAAAAGAACAUUUUAAAGCAGAAGGAAUUUAUCUUGAAGAUAUUCGUUGUAGUCCUAUUCAUCAUUCACGCUCAUAUCGAGACUCCUCUUUUUAUGAUUUCCACUUUUUACCAAAAGAAAUGAGAGGCUUUGGAUCAAAAUAUGAACAUAAAGUGAUAUUUGAAACACUCAGUGCCUUACCAUAUUCUUCCACUUUUAAUUAUACAGUCCAACUUUUUAGCAAAUAUUAUAAUCUUUUUGAAACAGGCAUAACUGCAAAAAAUUGGGAAGAAUUUGGAAUUUGGAUUAGAAGACAGCUUUCAGAUUCCAAUAUAAAUGUUGGUCAAUGGGUAAUUACAAAUUUCAUUGAAGUUGUGAGAAAAUUAGGAAUAAAAGGACUCAUUCCAGUAGUAUCAAAUUUUGGUGGUGAAGAAUUAUCAUUUGUUUAUCCUGAUCAAAAAGUUGCAGAUAAUUUAAGAAAAGUAGUCAAACAAUUUCUUGAUGCUAAUGUAAAACAAAAACCAUCUCUAGAAAUCUAUUUAAAAAUAUUUGGAAAUGAACUUGCUUUUGUUACUCUCAAUGGUAUCUUCUCUUUUCUAACUACUCAAUACCACUGGAUUUCUAAUCAGAACAUUGGAGAAUCACUACGUAAAGGUAUAGAAUAUGAUUAUACACGCACUCUAAAAAUAGGAGAAUCAUAUCAUCAUGUACCUACAUCCAUGGGAUUACCACUAACAUGGGGAAGCAAUGCCAUAAAUAUAAUUUCCCCUCGUAUCAAAAUUGAUGCUACUGAAAAUGUUGGGGACCAGACACAGCAUCUCAAUCUUGUUCAUAGUUAUUGUUAUUCUGUAAUUGAUGAGUUGAUUCUUGAAUUCCCAACUGUUACAAAAAUUGGACUCCGAGGAAAUACCUCAACACAUGCAUCCUGGAAUGCUGACCUUAAAUUUCACCAUUCUGAAGCUCAUGAUUUUCAUGAAAUUACAUCAAAAGUGCCAGAAAAGAAACAAAAAUAUUUUGAAUUAUAUCGGAGAAAUCAAGAAAUAUUUGGUGAUAAAAUUGAAGAUAUUCCUAUUGAUGAAAAUUUUAUAAAAGAACAUGAUGGAUGUACUGGGAAGAACUUUAAUGAAGUGGCCGGAGUGAAACUGUGCCAUUAUAAAUAUUAUCCUAAUCUUCCAGAUGAAUUAAAAACAUCAACUUUCCUUUUUGGCAGAAUUGAAUCUAAAUAUUCUCUUGAAAAAUAUGACAGUGAAUUAAAAUAUAGUACACUACAAAUAACUACUCGGAACAAUGAAAAAGGUUCAUUUGAAAUUAAACUGAAAAAUAGUGCUCCAGGUUCAAAAUAUACAAGAGAAUAUAAUAUUGAUCUAAAAGUAAAUUCUGAAACUAAAGAAUAUAAUCUUGGAGUAACUCAUAAAGACUUUCCAGAUUUUGCUCUUACUGCAUAUCGUACAAAAAUUCACAAUGAUGAUCAUGUAGAAACUGGAGUAAAACAUUAUUGGCUAUUACAGUGUCAUGCUGAUAAAAAAUAUGAAAUGAAAUACAAUGUAAAUGAGCAAACAGAAUCAAAACCCAUUCAUCAAGGACACAAAGGACAUCAUAAACGUUCUGCAAAAAGUAAAGAAUUUGCAGCUAGCACACGAGAAAGAACACUUGAUUUUGAAACUCCUUAUAAUAUUUAUAGAUGGAACUCUAAACUGUUUACUCAUCAUGGUAUAAAAAAGGCUGAAGCUCUUUUAACAUAUGAAAACUUAGCAGAUGGAUGGAAGUGGCCAGCUAAAUAUCUUCCAGAUUCAAUGUGGGAAACAGAUAAAAAAGCUUGGCUACAUUUUGAAGGAGAAUUGGAAAUAGAAAAGGGAGAGUCGGACCGUUUCCAUCGCCAUUCAAUUGGCAGACUUAGUUCUCCUAAGAGAUCUGUUGAAAUAGUGACUCAUAAAAUGAAAACACCUGAAAAUCUUCAUCUUCAGGCUAAUGCUACUGUUCUAGAAAAACCAAGUGGUAAAUUUUUGUCAUUCAUCAAUGGAUCAUAUCACCGAUCAGAAUUCAAUGCUAGAGGAACCUGGAAACGUGCACAUGAAUUUAAACUUGUAAUUCCAAGAUAUUCUUGGGAUAUUCAAGCAGAAAGAGAAAUUAGUGAUUCUGAAAGUUCUUCUUCAGCUGUGUAUACUAGAUAUAGAAUGGUUCCAAAAACUGAAGAAGGAAAAUCAUACGUUGGUGUGCCAAUUCAAUUGGAUAAUUUUGAUUUAGAAGAAGUACACAUAAAAUAUAAAGGACAUAUGAAGCACAAACAUGUAGAAAAUCAGUUAUUACCACAAAAACUGCGUGAAACUGAUUACAUCAGAAAUAAAGAUCAACGUUAUCCAGGAGUUGAAACAGUCAUAGAUGCUUCCUUAAAGUUUCCAAAUGAAAAUAAAGAAGAAUCAGUAACUGUAAAAGGCCAUUUAUUAAGGGUGUAUGAAGAUAAACCACGCUCAUUUGACAUUUUUGGAAUUAACCACCAGACACCCGUAGGAUCUGAAUUAUCACUUACAGGAGUUGAUACAUUAGCUAAUAUCCGAAGAGAAAUUAAAACUGUGACAGGUUCUAAGCACGAUUGGGUUAAAACUUUAGUAAUGCAUAAUGAUGCUAUUUAUCGUGGUAAUGAGAAGAAAACUGACUAUAAUCUUAACCUUCUAUGGGGUGAAAAGGAAAAGUGUGAAUAUAUAGAUCUGAAGCAUGAUUUCCAGUCUUCAUUUUACAAUUUUGAUUCUACAAUUCUAUUAGAAUGUAAACCAAGAACUAAAGCCUAUAAUUUGGAAAUUAACAUAAAUACUAAUUCACCUGAAUGGGAUAUGCUUAAUUCUAAGACUCGUCAGGUAUUCUAUCUUGAACGUCAUUUAGAAGGAUGGGAAACAAUGAAUUUUAGUCACCCAGCUAUUAAUAUAGAUGCAGAAGGAAAAAUUGGAAUGGAUUUUGAAGGUCCAUUUUAUGAUAAGAAAUAUCAUAUAAAGAGCAAGACAGAUGUAUUGCCUAGUUAUGAAAUAACUUAUUCGUCUAAACUCACAAGUACUCCAUAUAUGGAAUUAAAUAUUGAAGUUCCUGAAGAUGGAUUUAAGAAUAUUAAAUACAGAACAGAUAUUGCAAGAGAUGGAAGUGGAUUUUCUAUUGUAGGAACUCAUGUUCAUACAGAUAAACCAGAAGAAGUAAAAGAAAAUCUUGCAUUUGCAUUGAAAUUAUUAUCACCUUUCACAAUUUCACUCAAAGGAUAUGAAGAUUUAAAAUUUUCAAUGGAAAUAGCAGAGAAACUUCAUCCUAGGCUUGUUCUUCUAUCAGAAAAAAUAGAAGCUAUAGUGAAAGAUCGCAAUCAUCCUAUAAAUGUUCUUAUUAAAUCUUUAAGAAAACAAUCAAAGAAACAGGAAGAAUUUUAUAGAAAUGCAUUUGAAAAAUUGAAAGAAAAUAGAAAAGAAAUCCGUGAACUGCUUUAUCCAUUUAUACAACCAACUGUUGAAAUGAUUCGUAAUAUAAGAAGAGAAGCAGAUGAACGUACAAAACAAGCACAAGAUAAUUAUGAAUCUUUUACAGUUGCAGGUAAAUAUAAGUAUGCAAGAAUUUCUUAUAUGAUGAUAAUUUUUUAUUUUUUAAAACGUUGAAUAAAUUUGCAAAUUUCUAU
Molecule: messenger RNA, 6642 nt
Organism: Centruroides sculpturatus (bark scorpion)
Lineage: Eukaryota; Metazoa; Arthropoda; Arachnida; Scorpiones; Buthidae
Exons: 29
Coding region: 35-6622 (2195 amino acids)
Biological process (GO): lipid transport
Molecular function (GO): lipid carrier activity
Source: RefSeq, a predicted model, not a curated record